Onychomys torridus (southern grasshopper mouse) is the source of this 3720-nucleotide messenger RNA. Its product is annotated as sulfotransferase 1 family member D1. NCBI's taxonomy places the organism in Eukaryota, Metazoa, Chordata, Mammalia, Rodentia, Cricetidae. Bases 456 to 1343 code for a protein of 295 amino acids. Gene Ontology annotation, biological process: sulfation. Gene Ontology annotation, molecular function: sulfotransferase activity. Gene Ontology annotation, cellular component: cytoplasm. The transcript has 9 exons. The record is from RefSeq and is a predicted model, not a curated record.
AACUGCAGUUGUGAAGGAACAUGCACUUGCCUUUGCCUUUGUGGAGCUCAGCCACAGUUCCUGGGAUUGACUCCUAGGGUUGUAGAGCCUUCCAAUAGCCUCUGUAGUUUGCUUUUCUUUCCCAACCAGGAGCUUUGACAAAGUGAAAUGGUGAAAACAAAGGGCUUUCACUGUUGAUCCCAACUAGUUUAGAGCAGUAAGUUCAGAAUAGAUAUUUUCUUUUAUUGUAUUUUAUUCUACCUACUAUUUUAACCAACAUCCAAAGCUCUUUCUCUUGAGCCUUUUAAACAUAAAACAGCAACUGGCUUUGUAAAGUGUAGUACACAGCUUUAAGCAAUUAAUUAGUAUUCAGGCUUCACUGUUCAAAGCAACUCAGAGAAGAAGGCUUCUCUUAAAUAAUAUCUCUACAAACACAGUCUGGACCUCCAAUUCUUCACAAGUACCUGUCUCUCCAAAUGGAUAAGAAGCUGGAUAUCUUCAGGAGGGAGUUAGUGGAUGUUCAAGGUGUCCCUCUCUUCUGGAGCAUUGCUGAGCAGUGGUCCCAAGUGGAGUCGUUUGAGGCCAGACCUGAUGAUCUUUUGAUCUCCACCUAUCCCAAAUCUGGGACAACCUGGAUCAGUGAAAUACUGGAUUUGAUCUAUAACAACGGGGAUGCAGAGAAGUGUAAACGGGAUGCAAUCUAUAAACGAGUGCCUUUCAUGGAGCUUAUAAUUCCUGGGUUGUCAAAUGGUAUUGAACUGUUGGAAAGCAUGCCGUCUCCUCGGCUGGUGAAAACUCAUCUACCUGUUCAACUUCUUCCUUCCUCAUUUUGGAAAAAUGACUGCAAGAUGGUCUACGUGGCACGGAAUGCCAAAGAUGUGGCUGUUUCUUACUAUUAUUUCUACCAAAUGGCAAAAAUGCACCCAGAGCCUGGCACCUGGGAGGAGUUCCUGGAUAAAUUCAUGGCUGGGCAAGUGGGUUUUGGUUCCUGGUAUGAUCAUGUGAAAGGCUGGUGGGAGAAAAGAAAAGAUUACCGUAUCCUUUAUCUGUUUUAUGAAGAUAUGAAAGAAGAUACAAUGUGUGAGAUUAAAAAAUUAUUAAAGUUUCUAGAGAAAGACCUACCAGAAGAAAUUGUAAAUAAAGUCCUCCAUCACAGCUCUUUCGAUGUAAUGAAGGAGAAUCCUAGUGCAAAUUACAGCACAAUGAAGAAAGAGGAGAUGGACCAUUCUGUGUCUCCAUUCAUGAGAAAAGGAAUUUCAGGUGACUGGAAGAAUCAGUUCACUGUAGCCCAGUAUGAGAAAUUUGAAGAAGAUUAUGUCAAGAAAAUGGCAGAGUCAACACUUAAGUUUAGGUCAGAGAUCUAGGGAGUAUUUGUUUCUUAAUCUCCUUUGGCUGACGUUAAAAUUAGAGAGAGAAAAGCACAUUCAUGGAUUAUUGAAAUAAAAUGUAGUAUAUGAUUUUUCUGUAUUUACAAAGACUCAUGGUCUAUAGACCAAACUUACUAAUAUCAAGGAAUAAUUCUGUCCUAAUUCUCUUCCUUACAGAUAUGUUCAUACAAUAGUUUACUCCUCACUUCUGUUAUUAAAAGAAUACAAUUUUAAGGGGCCUUCCAACACAGUAUGUUUCCAAUUUCAGUUACUAAUAGCUUCCUGACUACUGUGUACAUGGUCUUCUUUCUCUUGGAACAUAGGUUUCUAAAUGAUGUUUGUCGCCAUGGUUAGGUACCCCUUAGACAAAGGCUACAUUUCAUAAACUUUAAUUAUUCAAUUUAAUCUGUUGUUAUUUUAGAUAUUAAGACAUCAUGUCUUUAACAUUGCCAAAUUAUUCAAAUUUAUAAUGUCAGAAUACCCUAUUCCCACUUAUGGUUAGUUUAGAAAUAUUACAUUUAAAUGAACAAAUCAAUAGCACAUAUUUUAUAGGAUUUAAAACAAGGAAAAUUAGAGAGCUAUUUAUUUUUAUUCUUCAUGUCAUAUGCUGAAGCAAUUGUGAAAUUCAUUGCAGAAACUAUUGAGGUUUGUUUAAAAACUUCAAGUGGCUUUUGUGUCAUCUACAGUAUGUCUGGUUAGCAUCACUUCUGAGAUGAAAGUUCUAUGCGAUUAAUUACUUUCAGUAAUCUUCCUUCUUCUUAACUGGCUUUUGGAUCACAGUAGGGUCAUUUUGCUAUCACCCCUUCUGCAAUUAAUCAUUCCUAAGUGAGAUAAACACUCAUUUUUGAACUGUUAAGAGACAUGAAUUUAAGAUACUUUAGAUUUGUCUCCAGGAUCUAACAUUUAGUGAAAAGGGGAAACUGAGAUACAGAAUAAAUUACUGUCUGAUUCCAUUCAAUACAUAGUACUCCUGACAUAAGAAAAUUGAUGAGAUGGCUCUUGCUGGGCUGAGUGUGGCAAGAGGAAGUAUGUGAGUAUGCAGAGGAGAGAUGGUAGAGAAAACGAGGUCGAGUGGUCAGUGCACUACAAAAAGAGGUGGAACUAGAGGUGCUGCAGAGGUGAGAAUCACCCUGAUAUGAGAGCCCUGCACAGCCACAUGAAACUGUGGUGAUGACUGGGCUGCUGCCAUGGCCCAGGACUGUGUCUAGAUCCAUGGUCCUGAUGCAUCCAGGGUCUGUGUUGAUGUUGGUGUCCUCUACUACCACUGAAGGCUAUGAGGAUGUCUGAGGUCUCUAUUGCAGCCAGAAGCCAUCUUGAUAACCAAGAACCAACCUGAGCUGGCUCCAUUUUCUAACAGCCACCACAUGGUGGUACCAGUGGUGACAUGGCCUUGGUAGAAUGGUGACAUGGCCCUGACAACAUAGGUGCAGGAUAGCUGGACCUACUCCUUGCAGGGGCAACAUGGGAGGCCAAGUCCCACCCAGUGCCAGUUGAUGCACUUAGGAGUGGGUCCAACUCCUUGCCUGGGCAGAGCAAGAGAACUGGCCCUAGUGAUGUGAGAGCUGGAGAGCAGGCCCUGAUGUGUGGUCAUGGGAGAGCUGGCCUCACCUCCAGCUGCUCCUGCCAUGCUGGAGAGCUGGUUCUUCUCCUUCCUGGCUGGUGCUACGGGAGAGCUGGCCCAUUCCAUGCCCAGGUGAUGAGGGAAAGCUGGCCCCAGAGGCAUGGUCUUGGGAGAGUGGGAGAUCUUGUUGUGCCCCUCACCUGGCCAGAAGUGGAGCCAGCUAUGAUGGUCUUGACAUGGGAAAGCUGGCAGACUGACCAACUCAACUAUCAUCUACACCCUGAUCCAAGACUUUGAGUUGGCCCACCCCAAUAUCUUCUUCAUGUAGGAGCUGCUGGAGGGCCUGAAGGGGCUGGCCCUGCAUAUCCAUUGCUGCAGGAUCCCCAUCACUCAGAGCAACAGCAGGCUGCUAUCUGAGAGUCUCUAUGAGGUACAUAUUGACAUUGUAGCAGAAGUCAGAGUCCUUUAACUAGUCUAAUGACUCAUUCUAAUAAACAUUGGCAAGUAAAGCUGCUUGGGCUGAUUGGGCAAAAGGGUAUACUGACUGACACAUCACAACCUCCAAUGCCACUACAAUAAACAGAUAGGUGAAGCAGACGUGGGAAAGAUAGAGGAGUGGAAUGGUACAUCCACAGAAUCCAAAGAUGUUUCAAUAUAAGUCAAUAAUGAAGUAUCUAAUGCAGCUGAUACUUGUAUUUCCUGCACUAAGUGCCUACUUACUGAUAUUUUUCAAAAUAAAAAUGUGUUAGUUCUGCUGUGAGUUUCCAGACAGAAGAGUGAGAAAUACAUGAAUAAACAUGUUUGUAUUAUAAA